AUGAGUAGUCCAUUAUCACAGUCGUACAGAUCUACUCGUUCGAGCAGCUCGGAGUCGAGAUCAUUCGAGUCAGCGGUUAUUAGAGGAUUAGCCGAAGAUGGUGGAUUGUUUAUUCCAUCACAAAUUCCAAAAGUUCCAGCCAACUUUUUGGAAGAAUGGUCGAAAUUGAGUUUUCAGGAGCUUGCCUUCAAGAUUAUGAGAUUGUAUGUGAGUGAUAAGGAAAUUGACGAUAAAGACUUGACUGAGUUGAUCAAGAAGUCUUAUUCGAAAUUCCGCUCGGAGAAGAUCACUCCACUUGUUAGAAUCGACUCGAAGCCUAAUCUUUACUUGCUUGAGCUUUUCCAUGGUCCUACAUAUGCAUUCAAGGAUGUUGCUUUGCAAUUUUUGGGUAACUUGUUCGAGUACUUUUUGCAGAAGAAGAACAAAGGACUACCAUCCGGUUCUAAGCGUGAUCACAUAACUGUGGUUGGUGCAACUUCUGGAGAUACUGGUGGUGCAGCUAUCUAUGGUCUCCGUAACAAAAAAGAUGUGUCUGUCUUCAUCUUAUAUCCGACAGGUCGUGUUUCGCCUCUUCAGGAACAGCAGAUGACAACGGUUCAGGAUGCUAAUAUUCAUACUCUAUCUGUUAAGGGAACCUUUGAUGACUGCCAGGCUCUUGUCAAGAGUGUGUUCAGCGAUAAAGCAUUUAAUGACAAGUAUCAUGUUGGAGCAGUGAAUUCGAUUAACUGGGCUAGAAUUCUUGCCCAGAUCACUUAUUACUUCCAUGGCUACUUCCAGCUCUAUAGAAGUCUUUCUGAUGCUGAGAGAAAGAACCUCAAAGUGAAAUUUGUUGUUCCAAGUGGAAACUUUGGUGAUAUUCUUGCUGGCUUCUACGCUAAGAACAUGGGUCUUCCAAUCGAGAAUCUAGUUGUCGCUACCAACGAGAAUGACAUUCUUAACAGAUUCCUUCACACGGGUACUUACGAUAAGGCUCCAGUUAGAGCUACAUAUUCUCCAGCCAUGGAUAUUUGCGUUUCUUCCAACUUCGAAAGAUUCCUAUGGUACAUGGUCAGAGCUUCAAGUGCCGACAAGGAUGAUCUUAAAACUGGAAACAAGGUUAAAGAGUUUAUGGACCAGCUUUCCAAGGAUGGUGUGUUUAAGGUUUCACCAGAGACCUUGAAAUUGGCCAAAUCAUUCCUUUCUUCGGGAUCGGUUACAGACGAGGAGACCGUCAAGACCAUAAGAUCGACCUAUUUGGAAACAUCAAACAGAUAUAUUCUGGACCCACACUCGGCUGUUGGUAUUACAGUUGCAGAAAGAACUCUUGCAGCAGAUGGCGAAAAAAGUUCGCCAUACAAGUACGUUUCACUUUCAACAGCUCAUCCAGCCAAGUUUUCUGAUGUUGUGAACAAGGCUCUUGGUGACAUUAAGGGUUACUCCUUUGAGAAAGAUGUUCUUCCUGAAGAAUUGCACAAAUUGGCCUCAUUGCCUAAAAAGAUCAAGCAUAUUGAUGCAGUUUCUUUGAAGGUCGUCGAGGGUGCAAUAGAAGAGGAGCUUUCAAAAGAGAAUUAA
This is a messenger RNA of Brettanomyces bruxellensis, 1551 nucleotides long. RefSeq names its product threonine synthase (gene THR4). Gene Ontology annotation, molecular function: pyridoxal phosphate binding; threonine synthase activity. Gene Ontology annotation, biological process: L-threonine biosynthetic process. Bases 1 to 1551 code for a protein of 516 amino acids. The transcript has a single exon. The record is from RefSeq and is a predicted model, not a curated record. Lineage: Eukaryota; Fungi; Ascomycota; Pichiomycetes; Pichiales; Pichiaceae.